ACCGCCGCCGCCAUGGCGAUGCAAGCGGCCAAACGCGCGAACAUUCGGCUCCCUCCUGAGGUGAACCGCAUCCUCUACAUCCGCAACCUGCCCUACAAGAUCACGGCCGAGGAGAUGUAUGACAUCUUCGGUAAGUACGGGCCCAUCCGUCAGAUCCGCGUGGGGAACACCCCGGAAACCCGCGGCACGGCCUAUGUGGUCUACGAGGACAUCUUCGACGCCAAGAACGCCUGCGACCAUCUGUCGGGCUUCAACGUGUGCAACCGCUACCUGGUGGUGCUCUACUACAACGCCAACCGGGCCUUCCUGAAGAUGGACACGAAGAAGAAGGAGGAGCAGCUCAAGCUGCUCAAGGAGAAAUACGGCAUCAACACGGACCCGCCCAAGUGA
Molecule: messenger RNA, 390 nt
Organism: Trichosurus vulpecula (common brushtail)
Lineage: Eukaryota; Metazoa; Chordata; Mammalia; Diprotodontia; Phalangeridae
Product: splicing factor 3B subunit 6-like
Exons: 1
Coding region: 13-390 (125 amino acids)
Cellular component (GO): nucleus; ribonucleoprotein complex; cytoplasm
Molecular function (GO): mRNA binding
Source: RefSeq, a predicted model, not a curated record